CUAAUUGACCGAAAUGAAUCAGCUGGAGCAGGUGUGCGCACUGGAGGGCCACAGCGAGCGCGCGUGGCACGUGUCCUGGCGCUUUGACGGCAAGUUACUGGCGUCGUGCAGUGGAGACCGCACUAUCCGCCUCUGGGCCGCCAACAAUAGCGGCGUCUGGGAGUGUGUGGGCAUCCUCGAGGACGCUCAGACUCGUACCAUUCGAGCCUGUGAAUGGUCGCCUGAUGGCCGCUACCUGGCUUCCGUGAGCUUCGACGGAACGACAGUCAUUUGGGAGAAACAGGGCAGCUCAUACGAAGUUAUCUCGAGUCUCGAAGGCCACGAGAGCGAGGUUAAGAGCGUGGCCUGGAGCCCCUCGGGUUCCUAUCUGGCCACAUGCAGUCGGGACAAGAGCGUCUGGAUCUGGGAAGCGGACGCCGACACAGACUUUGAGUGCAUUUCGGUGCUACACGGCCAUACGCAGGACGUUAAGUUCGUGGCCUGGCACCCGAAGGAAGACCUUCUCGUGUCGGCCAGUUAUGAUGAUACCAUCCGCGUUUGGGCUGAGAACGAUGACGACUGGUACUGCAAGAAGACGUUGACGGGCCACACGGCGACGGUGUGGGGCGUCGCGCUGAGUUCCCAAGGAACGGAGAUGGCGUCGGUGUCGGACGACACAGACGUGGUCAUCUGGCAGUACGACCCCAAUAGCAAGGAAGUUAAUGAGGACGGAAGCCCGAAGCAGUGGAGGCAGAAGUUUACACUGCCAAACUGCCACGAACGCACCAUCUUCAGCGUGGACUGGUCCAAGCAUGGCCACUACUUGGCGACUGGAGCGGCCGACAAUGCCAUCCGUGUGUUCCAAGGCCAACCGAGCGAUACUCCUACCUCUUUCGACCUUGCAAUCCAUCAGAAAGAAGCCCACGCAAGUGACAUAAACUGCGUCCGGUGGUGUCCACAGCUGAUAGAGGACAAAGGCAAGAAGGCGCUUCUGCUCGCCUCCGCAAGCGAUGACGCGCUUGUGCGUAUCUGGAGCAUGACUAUAUAACCGUGCUACCUCUACACGCCAAUCGUAUAGGGCUCUACAUAGAACAAAUAUCUUUUGAUGCAUCUAUACUUGGUCAUAAUAAACAUACCGGUCAGCAGGUCAAGCCCUCCGCUAUUGCAGUCGGGAUGCUCUGUGUUGUCCAAGAACUAGUACUGGUAGUGCAAUGACCAAGCUAUGUAGCGAGAAGACACGUGUGAGCCCAUAGGCGUUUCUCCACGGUUUUUUUUCGCGUUUCGCGUUCCUGUAUCCGAGUUUUAACGCGAUUGAUGAAGAAAACCAAACGACACUGUCUUUACGUUAGCGUAAGACCCUACAUGUAGAAUUGAAUCGCCUAGCA
This is a messenger RNA of Phytophthora nicotianae INRA-310, 1364 nucleotides long. RefSeq lists its product as hypothetical. The transcript is spliced from 3 exons. The coding region runs from base 14 to 1027 and encodes 337 amino acids. Gene Ontology annotation, biological process: iron-sulfur cluster assembly. Gene Ontology annotation, molecular function: protein binding. Lineage: Eukaryota; Oomycota; Peronosporomycetes; Peronosporales; Peronosporaceae. Gene Ontology annotation, cellular component: cytosolic [4Fe-4S] assembly targeting complex. The record is from RefSeq and is a predicted model, not a curated record.